GCAUGCGCAGAACACAGGAAGUGAAAAGGGCUGAACUCAGAGCUAGAAAUAAUAACUAGAUGCUUUUUAUCAAAUAACAACCACUUCUGUUGUUGAUAUUAUAACUAAUUACUAACCAUGGAGCUGUCUGAAAUAUUGUACAACAAAGCGGAGUACAUUGAAACGGCUUCUGGAAACAAAGUGAGCAGGCAGUCCGUGCUGUGCGGGAGUCAGAACAUCGUACUGAACGGCAAAACUAUCGUGAUGAAUGACUGCAUCAUCAGGGGGGACCUGGCUAAUGUAAGAGUGGGUAGACACUGUGUUGUAAAAAGCCGGAGUGUUAUUCGACCACCUUUUAAAAAGUUCAGCAAAGGUGUGGCGUUUUUCCCGCUCCACAUUGGAGACCAUGUCUUCAUCGAGGAGGACUGUGUGGUCAAUGCAGCGCAGAUCGGUUCCUAUGUCCACAUCGGCAAGAACUGUGUGAUAGGUCGUCGAUGUGUGCUGAAAGACUGCUGCAAGAUCCUAGACAACACGGUGCUUCCUCCUGAGACAGUGGUGCCACCUUUCACCGUCUUCUCCGGAUGUCCAGGUCUGUUUUCAGGAGAGCUCCCAGAAUGCACACAGGAUCUCAUGAUUGAUGUAACCAAGAGCUACUACCAGAAGUUCCUGCCGCUCAGCCAGAUCUGAACCACACUGCUACACUUUAAGCCAGCCCUGCGUUCAGACGGGUGGGAGCUCCUGGAGAACUGCACUGGACUUUUCUCAUCAAAACGUCACACUAGGAUUUCAUUUAACUGCUCUUCCAAAUCCUUACAUUCUCUCCAACAUGUCAGAUACAGAAACAACCUGGCUCCUGAUUUAUUUUAUACACCAAUGUUUUUCCUCAUCUGCUGCUCGUAAGUGAAGGAGAGGUCAAGACCUUAUAAAAUUCAGCCAGUGGAUCUUCAGCAGCGUUGGCUGUAUAUGUAACCCUACACCUUCGCCCUUAAAAUGAAACAGUAUGCAUUAGUUUGCUUUUUUCCCCUACUGUACCCCAGACUUUGUUGAACCCUGUUUUUAUUUUUAUUUUUUUAUUUGAUCUCGUUGUUGAAGGUUGGGCCUGCUUUGCAUUUGUCAUUUAAGUUUACAGUUGUUGCAACACUCAAUUAUUUAAGCCUGUAAAUAAAUGCAAAUGUGUGAAAUUGUCUAAA
Molecule: messenger RNA, 1169 nt
Organism: Xiphophorus hellerii (green swordtail)
Lineage: Eukaryota; Metazoa; Chordata; Actinopteri; Cyprinodontiformes; Poeciliidae
Gene: dctn5
Product: dynactin 5
Exons: 6
Coding region: 118-666 (182 amino acids)
Cellular component (GO): dynactin complex
Source: RefSeq, a predicted model, not a curated record